Molecule: messenger RNA, 468 nt
Organism: Dermatophagoides pteronyssinus (European house dust mite)
Lineage: Eukaryota; Metazoa; Arthropoda; Arachnida; Sarcoptiformes; Pyroglyphidae
Source: RefSeq, a predicted model, not a curated record
AAAAUGUUUGAACAAUUAUUGAAAGAUAUUGAUGAAAAUAGUAAACAAUUAACACGUUUUAUAUCGGUAAUCAUAUCGACAACUACAAUGGAUUCAGCAUAUUUAGUAUUUUUAUUGUUUAUGACUAAACAUCCAAUCAUGUAUCAAAUUCUUUAUUUUAGUACAACAUUAGCAAUAAUUGGAACAUUAGCAUCAUUAAUUUUGGGCUGUUCAAUAAUCUGUAGUACUAAUCGUAAAUUGUUAAAAUUAAAACAAAAAUCUUUGUUAUUGUUUAUUAUGCAUGGAAAUUCUGGAAAAAUUUUCACCACAUCACAAAUGUUAAAGUUUGAUUCGAUAACAAAUACUUUGCUAAAUCAAUCAUUAGGCUUUCGUUUGACAAACGGAAUAACAAUUACAUCAUACACAUUCAUUACUAUCAUCUUUAAUAUUAGUACAUUUUUCUUUCUCAUUUCACCACACAUUUAUUAA